This is a messenger RNA of Penaeus monodon (black tiger shrimp), 596 nucleotides long. RefSeq names its product CUB domain-containing protein 2-like. The coding region runs from base 46 to 432 and encodes 128 amino acids. The record is from RefSeq and is a predicted model, not a curated record. Lineage: Eukaryota; Metazoa; Arthropoda; Malacostraca; Decapoda; Penaeidae. The transcript is spliced from 3 exons.
GACAGCCCCCGCGGCCUCGGUUUCUUCGUGGUGAUCGAGAGCAUCAUGCUGUGCGGAGGGCUGCUGAGUCGCCAGGAGGACGGGCCUUCGGGGUACAUCACCUCGCCCCUACACUCGAACGACUAUCCGGCCAACUCGGAAUGCUCCUGGUGGUUCACGGCCAGAGGAUCCAUAACGAUAAAGCUAAAUUGCCAUAGCUUUUGGCUGGAAGGCGCCGCCACUUCGCCGGACGGAACCACGCGAUGCAAAGACAGGCUGUCCGUGUCGUAUGAGGUGGGUCACUCCCAGGCUACGGAAUACUGCGACACGGACCUGCAACACCACACCAUCUGGAGCAAAGGGCCGCACCUCCUCGUCAGCUUCCGGUCCAACGGCGUCAACCAUUACACGGGCUUCAACUGCUCAUACGAAUUCAUUCGGUAUGGAAAGUAGCAGCCGGAUGGAAGGAAGAGAGGGAGGAAGGAAGGAUAGAAGGAGGGAUGGAAGGAAGGAAGGAAGGAAGGAAGGAUGGAUAGAUGAAUGGAAGGAAGGAAGGAAGGAAGGUUUCUACUGUUCAUAAAAGUUCAUCUACCAUGGCAAGUAGCAGCCGGGAGAAG